CUGAACUUAUUUGCAUACUUUAGGUUUAGCUUAAAAUCACUGGCGUUGGUCAUAUCAAAAACGAAAGAAACAGCAGAUCCCAUCACGCUCUUCUGCAGACGCAUAUUACAGUUUCAUAAUACAGUAUCAGAUUUGGAAUUGCUUGAAAUAAUAAAACCAAAUUUGAUCAAAAUAUUUGAUCUGUACAAGAAUGAAGCGUAUCAAAAUAAUUAUCAAUACUUUCGAAUUUUUUUACUUGCCGUUCGUUUUAUUUUUUCUCCUACAAUAUACCAAACAUUUAUAUUAUUUACAAAAUAUUUAAGUGAUAUAAAUGCAUUCAAAAUAUUUAAUGCAUUUUAUGCAAAUGGCAUAUUUACGAAAAUAUCGGAAUUUUAUAUUAGUUGGAUUAAACGUUGUAGUAGCAAUCAUAAUUUCGUCCGAUCCAUUCUUAUCAAAGCAGGAAGAAUGAAUGCUGAACCAAAAUUAGUCAUUGAUAUUGCGAGAAGGUUAGAAUGCUAAUU
Messenger RNA from Thelazia callipaeda (thelaziosis nematode), 500 nucleotides. The record is from the annotation of a GenBank genome assembly. NCBI's taxonomy places the organism in Eukaryota, Metazoa, Nematoda, Chromadorea, Rhabditida, Thelaziidae.